Molecule: messenger RNA, 1245 nt
Organism: Pseudoliparis swirei
Lineage: Eukaryota; Metazoa; Chordata; Actinopteri; Perciformes; Liparidae
Gene: mrps22
Product: mitochondrial ribosomal protein S22
Exons: 8
Coding region: 1-1026 (341 amino acids)
Cellular component (GO): mitochondrial small ribosomal subunit
Molecular function (GO): structural constituent of ribosome
Source: RefSeq, a predicted model, not a curated record
AUGGCGGCGCUCGGUGCGGCGCGCUGCUUGUUGCGGACCUGCUCGCGGGUGAAACGCGUCCCAAAGAGCAAGCAGCCGCGGGUGAGAUGCGGCGUCAGGACGCUCUGCAGCGGGACGCGGGACAACGCCCUCUCGGACACCGCGAGACCCCGGUUCUCCGAUCCGGCCGUGCGGGACCUCCUCACCGGGAUCACGGGCCUGGACCUGCAGAAGGUGUUCCGACCCGUCAAAGAGGAGCUGAAGCCGCCCACGUAUAAACUCAUGACCGACCAGCAGCUGGAGGAGGCCGUGGAGUCGGCCACGGAGCAGGCCAAGAAGCUGCUGCGGAUGCCCCCCCUCCUGCCGGAGAGGAAGCCCAUCCACGACGUCCUGUCCGUGGACGAGAUCCUGGACGGCGUGCACGCGGCCAAAUACGUCUUCACGGACGUCACCUACGACAUCCCGCACAGGGAGAGGUUCAUCGUCGUGCGGGAACCCGACGGGACCCUCAGGAAGGCGUCGUGGGAGGAGAGGGACCGGCUCGUUCAGGUCUACUUCCCCAAGGACGGACGCAAGAUCACAGCGCCGCUCGUCUUCAAGGAGGAGAACCUCAGGAUGGUGUUUUCCCAGGACCGCCACGAGGACGUGUUGGACAUGUGUCUAGUCCAGUUUGAACCGGACUCCUCCGACUACAUCAGGGUCCACGGCGCCACCUACGAGGACCUGGAGAAGCUCGGCAAAUACCAGCUGCUGCGCUCCACCCGACACUUCGGGGGCCUGGCCUGGUACCUGCUGGGGGCCCGCCGGGCCGACGGGCUCCUGGUGGACAUGCUGAAGAGAGAUCUGUUGCAGGACGCGGUGAGCCUCGUGUCUUUGUUCCACAUGGUCCACCCCCACAGCGAGUCGGCCCAGGAAGCUGCCGGCCAGCGAGCCGCCGGCGCCGCCCUGCUGAAGAUCUACGCCCAGAAGGAGUCCCAGAAGUCGGGCUACAUCGAGCUGGCGCUGCAGGCGUACGAGCAGCUGGCGGCCAAGAGCGCCGCGGACUGAGACGGAGGACGGGACCGACGGCGUUCCGCUCGACUGAAAGGAGGAGGAGUCCCGGUCGUGGACUCGGCGAAUCGGCUUUUAAAGUAUUUGCUAGAUGCAUAAAGUUCGUCUUCGAGGGAACAAAAGAAACUCUGAUAUUGUCUGUAUUUAAUUUGAACCUCAGAGUCAAAGGAUUGAUGUACAUACCACAAUAAACAUCUUUGUACUUGUAAAAAAGAA